Molecule: messenger RNA, 5883 nt
Organism: Malaclemys terrapin pileata
Lineage: Eukaryota; Metazoa; Chordata; Testudines; Emydidae
Gene: AFG2B
Product: spermatogenesis associated 5 like 1
Exons: 8
Coding region: 432-2705 (757 amino acids)
Molecular function (GO): ATP binding; ATP hydrolysis activity
Source: RefSeq, a predicted model, not a curated record
GGUCAGCACCGGGCGCUGCCGGUAGCGUGCGCCGGGCUCGUCUCCUCACUGCGAGAGACCUGCUCAGCCGCUCGACUCCGGCUGCCCCGCAGCUCCGGACCCUGCCCCCGCGACGUGCCCUGGUCUGGGGCGGGGGGGCUCGAGAACCCACCCAGCUCUUCCGUUCCCGCCUGUAACGAUAUAAGGGGCUGAGGGGCCGGCCGGUCUGAGCAACGAGCUGCCUGUGCCUGGCUGGGGGCUCCCCUGUAUGGGGGGGACACCAGUGCAGCCUCCGUGUGGCUGGGGAGUGCCCCAUGGCCAGCUCCCCGCGAGGGUGGGUGGGUUGAGGGGUCGCGUUGGAGAGUGAGCGCCCUUGGCCGCAAAGGGUGCCAGGCACAGGUAAGAUCCUCGCCUUGCGCGUGGUUUGCUGUCAGCACUUUGCAAUACCGGCUAUGGCGGCUGCUCUCCUAAAGCUGCUUCCUCUAGACCCAGGGGACGAAGGCACGCAAAGAUGCAGGAUGGGACCUGCCACGUUAUCCACUCUGGGAGCCAGGCUCGGAUCCCUCCUUAGGAUCACGGUUCCUGGUGGCUGCUGUUUGUGCACCGCCUGGCCCAGAAAUGAUUUGGCUGAUGGUUACCUGCAGCUUGAUCUGAAAUGUAAAACUUCAGGUUUAGCUGCAAGCAAGUUGAAAGGUCUCGUGCUGAGUGUCAGUCACUUGAAGCUUUUGGCCUGUCACCGGUUGAGAAAAGUAACAGUGAAAGUGGUCCUUAAGAACCUUGCCCUGAAAAAAUCCACCCCAGAAGCAACACUACAGGAGAUAGUCAAAGAGCUGCUGAGAAAUGUGUAUGUUUCUCUUCACCAUGUUGUUACUGCUGCCCCAAUUCCUGGAAAUCCAGUAGUGUGUGUUGAAAUACUGGCUGUAGAUGCUUCGACAGAACAAGCUGGCCUGAUAGCUCCCAAAACUAAUAUAAACAUUAAAGAAGUAGUCACUUUAGAAUGGUACAGACACUUGUCAAAGGACACCGCAAAAAUUUCAGCUGCAGGAAUGGAUGAUUUGGGCAGCUCUUUGAAAGAGAUGAUUGUUUUGCCUUUCCAUUUUCCCAAAACCUUCAAGAAGUUGGGUCUUUCUGUCCCUCGUGGAGUACUGUUGGUGGGCCCUCCAGGUGUGGGGAAGACUCUUCUCAUAAAGGCAGUUGCAAGGGAAGUGGGGGCGUAUUUGCUUUGCAUCAGUGGUCCAGCUAUAUAUGGCUCAAGGCCUGGAGAAAGUGAAGAGAAUUUGCGAAGAGUUUUUGAACAAGGCAGGGAAUUGUCCAGUGAAGGACCAACCAUUCUCUUUAUUGAUGAAAUUGACUCUUUGUGCCCUAAACGGGGAAGUUCAAACAGCAUCCCUGAAAAUCGUAUUGUUGCUCAAUUGUUAACUCUUAUGGACGGCAUAGGCAGUGAAAAUGAGAUGGUCGUCAUGGCAGCAACAAACAGGCCCGAUGCCUUAGAUCCUGCACUGAGAAGACAUGGUAGAUUUGACCGAGAGGUUAUCAUUGGGACACCAACACUUAAACAGAGAAGGUCUAUUCUACAGUUGAUUACUUCUAAUAUGCCUAUUUCCACUGAUGUUGAUUUGAUCAACCUAGCAGAAAUGACAACUGGAUAUGUUGGAGCUGAUCUUACGGCACUCUGCAGAGAAGCUGCUAUGCAGGCUGUCCUCCACAGCUGUUUGGAUUCAGUUCGCACGUUGAUUAACAUGGCAGAUUUCCAUGAAGCUUUUAAAAAGAUUCAGCCAUCUUCCUUUCGAAGCAGUGUUGGACUAACUGACUUUAAACCUGUUACCUGGGAACAAAUUGGUGGUCUUGAAGAUGUGAAAUUAAAGUUAAAACAGAGUAUUGAGUGGCCUAUGAAGUUUCCUCAGGCUUUUGUGAGGAUGGGAUUGUCUCAGCCAAAGGGUAUUCUCCUAUAUGGGCCACCGGGAUGUGCCAAAACCACUCUGGUGAAGGCUGUGGCAACAAGCUGCCAUUGUUCCUUUCUUUCUGUUAGUGGUGCUGACCUUUUUUCACCUUAUGUUGGCGAUUCAGAGAAGAUUUUGUCUCAGGUUUUUCGACAAGCAAGAGCACAUACUCCAGCAAUAAUAUUCCUGGAUGAGAUUGAUUCUAUCCUAGGAUCUCGAUCAGCCUGCAAAACUGGACAUGGUGCCCCAGAGAAGGUUCUUUCUGUCCUUCUUAAUGAACUAGAUGGUGUUGGCAUUAAAGUCACAGAGAGAAGAGGAAAUAAAUUACAACUUGAAGGUGAUUGUCAAGAACAAAAUGAAAAGGAGAGACAGAUAGCGUUUCAAGAAGUUUUGAACAAAGAUGUCAUGAUAGUUGCUGCAACAAAUAGACCAGACAAGUUGGAUGAUGCCUUGUUGCGCCCUGGAAGGUUAGACAAGAUCAUCUAUAUUCCACCUCCAGAUCAGAAGGGAAGGCUUUCUAUUUUGAAAAUUUGCACAGAAAAAAUCCCAAUAGAUUCUGAUGUGUCAUUAGAACACCUAGCAGUUCAAACCAAACUCUUUUCUGGAGCCGAUAUUGAAAAUCUCUGCAAGGAGGCUGCUUUGCAGGCAUUACAAGAGAAUGGACUUGAAGCAACUAGUGUGAAACAUGAGCAUUUUGUAAAAUCACUGAAGACUGUAAAACCAUCAUUAACCCUCACAGAUUUGGAUUUUUAUGAAAAAUUAUUUAAUAAGGAAGUAUCCUCUUAAAUCAGAAAAAUUUGAAGAAUGACAUGCAAAAAUUGGUGGGUUUUUUUAAUCUGUUAUAUAAUCUUUUAUAAAUGCAUGAUUUUGUAUAACCCUUCUAAAAGUGACCUGCAAACAAAGGGCAGAAAAGUUUUAUGGUACCCAUUUUCCCUUCCUUACUGUAUAGAAAGAAGAAUUGAAAGGCUAUAUAUAUUCAUUCUGCUGGUUUUCGACAUAGAAGUAUUAAGCAUGGUCUUCCAUAGGACCUUCCACCUCUGAGUCCCAGUCAGUCAGCACUUCUGUGAGCCAGAAUGCAGCUCUUAAGACCAGUACCAGUAAGAGAUAUGACACAGUCUGAGAGGCCGUCCACAACCGCCAGAAAUCUUUGAGGAUUUACAUUGUAUAUUGAAAGCUGCUUUUAACUGAAGGCACAAGGUUAUUAAAUAUUAAAUGAAGAUUCAUUUUUUCCAAACCAUUAGAUGAUUGAAUUAAGUAGGUGUUAACAAAAUUAAAUUUUUAAAGUCUGAAUAAUAGUCACUUCUCAUCUCAGUAAGAUUUUUACUACUUUUGUACUGCAAUGUUGUCAUGAUCCUAUUAGCUCCCAAUGGUCCAUAGAAUAGUCUAAACUAGACAAGAACUAAAUAUCUAGUGCAAAGAAGAAAGCUUUUAGAAAAAAUAACCUUUUGUGCCAUAUUUAUACUUUAAAAAGAAAUAAAAAAAGGGGCAUAAAUUACUUUUUUCUCGUGCUGUUCACCUUUCACAUAAGGCUAUAUUUGCAAUCAUCAUUUGAAGCAUAGAUUUUUUUUUUUUCCCCCCUAUGGACUGCAACUUGCAUUAUCUUGUGUGUGUGCUGCUUUUUAAUAUUGUAUUAUAGUUUUCUGGUUUUGUAUGUAAUAUAGCAAGGUUUUACUUGUUCUAGAUUACAAAAAUCUUUCACAUUAAAGGAAAAAUAAAAGUUAACAUCUUGUUUGCAUUAAAUAUAAUAGUCUUUUUAAAGUACUGAAUUUUUCAGACAGCAUUCUUCUGAUUGAGGUCUGUUAUUGAUGUAAACUAAACUUGAAUAGCAGAGACUUGCUUAAUUUUUGGGUUCCUUACACUGUAGCUAUUACAUACUUUUCCAAAUAGCAGGACUAUACUUUAGUCUGAAUUGUAAGCCAACCCUUUCACAAAUCAAAAAAGUCUUUAUCCAGUAAUAAGCUCUAUCCUGCAUGAUAAAGUCUCUUUCUUAGGGCUUAUUUGACAGUUUAUCAAAAUUGAAUUUCCAAGUGUAGAUGAGCCCUUAGAUUAAAACUGUAAGAUAUAUAUUAGGCUGCCACAGACUUGCUUUUGUUUCAAGCAGUAUAUGUUCAACUCCUAUAAGGACUCCUUUCCUGUUGUCCCUCAGCUCCCAAAAUCAGAUUGACAGUGCAGUGGAUAUGUACUAUGGUUAUGAAUACUGUAGGAAUUGCUACAUCUUGAUUUAUGAAUAUUCAUAUGCAAUAAUGGUAUGAACACUGUAUAUGUGAGUAGGUCAGUGAGGGGAAGUUUUUUUUUUUUUUGUACUGGGUUAUAAGACUGUCCUGUGUGAAUGCAUUGUGCUAACUUGAACUUGGCUUAGUGGAAUGUUUUAUAUGUCUAUAAUGGUUGAAUUCAAUGGGAACUGUACAGGACUGCAAUAUAAUGACUUCCCAGAUAAGAAUACCUACAUACACGCCACAAGGACAGUGGAGGCCAGCUGUUAGACAUAGGAAUCCUACAUUUAGUCUCCAACAUGCCGUAAAUCUUGUUUUGCCAGGCUGGGAACUAGAGAUCAAAAGAUUAGAGUUAAGUCACCCCCCCCCCCCCCAGGCUUUUUAUCAGUGAGCUGUCUAAGCAGACAGGCUGUAUAGAGCAACCAAGGAAGGAAGGAGUCCAUAGGAAUUGGGCAUUCUGAGAUUCACAGAAUGGUAAGCAUUAGGAGAAAGUAGGCAUGGACUUCUUUCUGAUUUAUAGUUUUUAAAAUGUUUAAUCUGAAAUGGUUUUGUUCUAAAUAAAUUAUACUUUGCUUUAAGGAAGCUGAUUGGUCACUAAUUACCACUGUCGUUGCUCCAGAGGGAAUAGAACUGGGCCUCAGAUGAAGUCAGACCUAAGGUGAUCACAGCUGAUACACAGGUUACUGCCACCCAGCACCUGGUCUGAGAAUAGGAGAAAUGCAUGAUUUCACCUCAAGAAAAAGAGAAUUGCCUGAGGCCCAGAGGGAAUGUGUUCAAACAGAUCAAAGUGGAUGAAGUGUAGUUAGCCUGGUAAUUGUGAUACAGAUCAUUCUCACAAACAAGGUGCAAGAAAUAGUUCUACUGAUUUAGUGUCACUUAGAAUCUGGGGCGGCUAAAUAAAUGGCUUGGUAUAAGAGGAAAAACCUUGCGAGUGUCUAUUAUCUGAACUGACUUACUUUCACCCUUUAAUCCAUUUCCCAGAUCAUCUGCAGAAGUCACUGUCAAACAAAUAUUGCAUAUCUACAAGACAGUCCACUAGGUCUUCAGCUCAGAUAAAUUACAAUUUCAAUCAUCUAUAAAAUAACUGUCCUGCUGUCUCAAGGAUUUUUAAUUCAUAUCCGUACUUAACGCUCUAUUCUGGAUUUUAGAUACAAGAUCUUCAGGAGUAAAAGGCUUUUCUAUAAUUUAAAAAAACAAAGACUGAAGUGUCAGAGGAUCCUGAGGACAAAAUGCUUGUAUGAAUAAAGUAUAUUAAUUGCCAUUGACUGUGGGAACUGUGAGCCACUAAAGUCGUGUGUAGGUUCCUCGCAAUCUGCAAAUAUACGUGUAUCAUAUAACUUGUAUAGUAUUUUUAGCAGGAGGCGUGCCAGAAGCACUUUUGGCUAUUGCAGGUAUAUAGCAUCAUUGAAAUGAAGCUGCCAUUUGGUGGUUUGCCUAUUUUUGUGAAUUUGGGAACCCAUUUUGUCCAAAAGAAUUUUAUAUAGUCUGUUGUUGGAUCAGUAAUGAAACAAGCAGAUACCAAUACAAGCACAAACCUAUUUAAACAAAACAGUCCAGAGGUAAGUAAUAAUUGGUGCUGUUGGGAAGAGUGGUGUUUUUACUGACAAUCUUUUUGCAGUCUGAAUUUUAUCAAUCCCCAGUUUUCCUCCUACAUUCCAUCAUCCUUUUAUGCGUUUGCAUUGUAAGUGGAAAUGUUUGUUAAAAAUACACUGAUAUCUGGAAAGAAAUGAUUAAAUAUUUUUACAAGUGUC